This is a messenger RNA of Striga asiatica, 495 nucleotides long. The record is from the annotation of a GenBank genome assembly. NCBI's taxonomy places the organism in Eukaryota, Viridiplantae, Streptophyta, Magnoliopsida, Lamiales, Orobanchaceae.
AUGCAGUCUGGCGACCCGAUGCAGCACCCCGCGAGUUGUUUGCGUGACCAGAGCCCGUCACAGAAAAAUAUGGCAUCUCCUCAAGAACGUGCUAGUCCAAUGAACGUCAUCAAUGAAGUUGAAGCUGAGAAUGUUGUAGAAGAUGUUCCCAAUCUUGGAGAUCAAGAACUGGACAGUGCAGAUGAGGUUGAGGAGUUAGGGGAGAACUCGGCUGAAAUGGCUGAACAAGUUGAUGCUCUAGAUGCGUUCAAAACGAAGAAGAGGGCAAAAACAUCCAAGGCAUGGGAUGACUUCGAAAUAGUAGAUGAUGGUCUUGAUAAGUUUUGUGAGUGUAAGCAUUGCAAGACCAAAUUUAAGAAAACCAAGACAAGCACAACAAUAAGUAUGCUGAGGCAUUUGAAGAACAUUCGACAUGGCCGCCACGAGAGAAUCUGCCGCCGAAUGGGUACUUAUGAACGAGCAUCCCUUUUCAAUUGUCGAGGAAGAGGGCCUUAA